CGCCCCUCCUUCCACCCCAGUGUCUUUCUCGGCUUUGGAAAGCGUAGUGUUUGAGAGCGAGAGAGUGUGACUGUAAGUGUGGAGAGUGGAAGUAGAGGAGAGGAAGGGUGCAAUGGCGUCGAAGUUGGUUUUGGUAGCAGUAGCCUCCCUCUUGGUGGCUGCUGUGUCGGCUAGGGAGAUGCCCAGCGACGCUGGGCUAAGAGAUGAGAAGAACUUCAUCGUUGGUGGUGGCGUUGGAGGCGCCGGAGGAGUCGGCGGUGUUGCCGGAGUCGGCCCGCUUGGCAUUCCUUUCGCUGGGAUCGGUGGUGGCGCCGGCGUAGCUGGCGGAGUUGGUGCAGCGGGCGGUCUCGGUGGGCUUGGUGGACUUGGUGGUGGACUUGGUGGGCUCGGUGGUGGAUUGGGUGGACUAGGUGGUGGACUGGGUGGGCUUGGUGGUGGACUUGGUGGGCUCGGUGGUGGACUGGGUGGACUCGGUGGUGGACUGGGUGGACUCGGUGGUGGACUCGGUGGGCUCGGUGGUGGUGUCGGUGGACUUGGUGGCGCUGGUGGUGGGCUCGGCGGCCUCGGCGGUGUUGGUGGCCUCGGCGGUGUAGGCGGUGUUGGUGGCCUCGGCGGUGUAGGCGGUGUUGGUGGCGGAGCGGCCGGCGGAGUUGGCGCUGGUGGCCUUGCUGGUGGUAUCAUUCCCUGAGUGGUAGUUCGCUGGACGUCCUAGUUUUUUUGGAACUUUUGGUUUGCUUGUCCAAGAAUUAACAAGGUGGUUUUGAUCAAUAUUUCUGUGUGAUUUUUUUUUUCCUUUCUUUUUCUGUUUCUCAUUUCUCUGCUUCUUCUCUUUGUAUUUCCUUCGUUUGCUGGUCCUCAAGGUUUGGUGUAUGGGGAGCUCAUGCACUCGUCUAAGUGUACGUGCAUGUGUGUAAGUUGCUGACCUUCAGGGCCAUUCCAUGUAGUUUAUCUCUUCUUCUAUGAAUGCCUGUGAAGCUCUGUGAACUUUCCAAGAUACAAUGACGCAUUUUUAGUAAUAAAAGUUGCUUUAUCUUUCAAAGCAGAAAACCAA
Molecule: messenger RNA, 1051 nt
Organism: Nymphaea colorata (pocket water lily)
Lineage: Eukaryota; Viridiplantae; Streptophyta; Magnoliopsida; Nymphaeales; Nymphaeaceae
Product: glycine-rich cell wall structural protein-like
Exons: 1
Coding region: 113-688 (191 amino acids)
Source: RefSeq, a predicted model, not a curated record